AUGUUUGCCAACAGAGUUAGACAAGCACAAAAAUUAUAUCAAAAAAGAUUUUUCAGUUUAGGUAAUAAUUCAACAAUCUCAAAACAACAAUUCAAAAAUUCAAGUAAUAAUAACAACAACAAAAAUGGUGGUAAUAAAAAUGGAUUUUAUCAAAAAGCAUUUAUUGCAACAACAGUCGCUUUAACAACUACACUUUUAACAGCCACUACAUUAUUAGAUGAUAAUACAAAUUCUGAAAAAGAAAUCCUUAAAAGUCAAAGACAAACUUUUGAAAAAUAUGCAUCAACUACACUCGAAGGUGAAAGACAAAUGACAGCAGAAGAUUUUUUAUCAGCAUUAACAACAUUGGAAAGUGAUAAACAAAGUGGUGAACAUGAAAUUUUAAAAGCAAGUUUAGAUGCAGAUAAAUUUAAAGUAUUAUUUCAAAUGGCAGAUGUUGAUCAUACUGGAUAUAUUAGUUUCGAUGAAUAUGUAAUGUUUGAUGAGUUAAUGGCAAAACCAGAAGCAGAGUACUUUUUAGCAUUCAAAUUAUUCGAUAGGGAUGGUAAUGGAUACAUUUCAAAAAAUGAUUUCAAGCAUGUAAUUACAGCAAGUCUUGAUCCAUCAAUUCCAUUCAAUUUCGAUUGUGAGUUGGUAAAUCUAUAUUUUGGCGAUGGUAGAACCGAAUUGAAUUACUCACAAUUCACUCAACUCUUGAAAGAUCUCCAACAAGAACGUAUCAAACAAGAAUUCAAAUUUCAUGAUAAAUAUAACUCUGGUUAUAUCCCACGUGAUAAAUUCGCCAAAGUAUUAGGUUCUGUAAAAUUAAGAAAAAUCCCUGAUCAUGUUAGAGAUAAAUUAGAAUCAAUCUCUGAAUUAAAUUUACUUUCUGGUCAUCCAAAUGAAGUUAGUUAUUCACAAUUUGUUGCUGCAAAUGAUAUGUUAUUACAUAUUCCAUCAUAUGGUAGAGUUUUAAAAGCUGCAAUUUUAAAAAAUAAAAAAGAUAAUAUUAAUAAAGAAGAAUUUUUAACAGAAGCAAGAUCAUCAACAUCAAUUGAAAUUACACCAUUAGAAAUUGAUUUAAUUUUCCAUCUAUUCGAUUUAAAUAAGGAUGGUAAAUUAAGUAUUUCAGAUUUUGAAAAAUCAACAGGAUUAAAUAUUAAUAAGAUUGGUGGUGGUACAAAUUAUAGUGAUUCAUAUCCAAGUGAUAGUCAUGUUACUAUUCAAAAUAGUUCAACAACACCAUCACCAUCAACACCAAUUACUAAUACAGCAGCAGCAAUAGCUUUGAAUAAGAAACACGGUAAAACAUUUGCACAACAAGUAUUGGAAUCAAUUGAAAACUUUGCAUUAGGUUCAAUUGCUGGUGGUAUUGGUGCCGCUGCAGUUUAUCCAAUCGAUUUGGUAAAGACUAGAAUGCAAAAUCAAAGAGCAGUAGACCCAGCCAAAAGAUUAUAUGUAAACAGUUGGGAUUGUUUCAAAAAGGUGGUAAAAUUCGAAGGUGUUAGAGGUUUAUACAAAGGUAUUCUCCCACAAAUGGUUGGUGUUGCACCAGAGAAGGCAAUUAAAUUGACAGUAAACGAUUUACUUCGUGAUUUGUUUGGUGAUAAGAGUAAAGGUGAGAUCUACUUCCCAUUAGAGGUUUUGGCUGGUGGUUUCGCUGGUAUGUCACAAGUUUGUGUCACCAAUCCAUUGGAGAUUGUAAAGAUUCGUCUUCAAGUUCAAUCAACUGGUCCAAAGGUUAGUGCCAUCACCAUCAUUAAGGAGUUGGGUUUAGCUGGUCUCUACAAGGGUGCUGGUGCUUGUCUCCUUAGAGAUAUCCCAUUCUCUGCUAUUUAUUUCCCAACUUACGCUAAAAUGAAAACUAUUCUCGCCAAUGAAGAUGGUAAAUUAGGUCCAAUGGAUCUUUUAUUGGCUGGUGCUGUCGCUGGUAUUCCAGCUGCAAGUUUGGUAACUCCAGCCGAUGUCAUUAAAACUAGACUUCAAGUAAAAGCAAACGCUGGUGAACAAACUUACACUGGUAUUCGUGAUUGUUUCCAAAAGAUUCUCAAAGAAGAAGGUCCACGUGCUCUCUUCAAGGGUGCCCUUGCUCGUGUUUUCAGAUCUUCCCCACAAUUUGGUGUAACUUUAGUCUCCUAUGAAUUACUCCAAAAAGCUUUACUUCCAGACGCUGAAUAUAAACCACCAACAAAUGCUCCAAUCACUCAAAAAGAUUUCGACGUAAUUAGAGGUAAUACAAAUACUGUUCAAAGAGUUAUCGAUAUGGAAAGUAAAUUUGGUACUCUUCAUCAAACUCGUGAUAAUAAUAAAUCAUCAAAUGGUGGUGAAAAUAAAAAUUAA
Messenger RNA from Dictyostelium discoideum AX4, 2319 nucleotides. It is a transcript of the gene mcfO, whose product is annotated as EF-hand domain-containing protein. Bases 1 to 2319 code for a protein of 772 amino acids. Gene Ontology annotation, biological process: aspartate transmembrane transport; transmembrane transport; L-aspartate transmembrane transport. The transcript has 3 exons. The record is from RefSeq and is a predicted model, not a curated record. NCBI's taxonomy places the organism in Eukaryota, Evosea, Eumycetozoa, Dictyosteliales, Dictyosteliaceae. Gene Ontology annotation, molecular function: calcium ion binding; L-glutamate transmembrane transporter activity. Gene Ontology annotation, cellular component: mitochondrial inner membrane.